CAAAUUUCAACUCAAAGUCGAGGGUUCUCUUCUCUCCCGACUACCUGCGCCGCUCGUUCUCUCGUUCUACAACCACAGACGGCAGUCUUGCUUUACACCUUGCCGUCGCUUUCGUUCUUCACCGUCGCCUCCGCAGCAGUCGUGCUCUUCAAGCCUACAAGUUCCAGGAAGCUCUCUUUCCUUCUCGUCAAGAAUUAUUGAAAGUAGUUUGAAACUUGGUAUGAUAAAAGAUGUCGCGAAAAGGUUUGAUGGAGCAAGACUUGAGCAAAUUGGAUGUGACAAAAUUACAUCCACUUUCUCCUGAAGUUAUAUCUCGCCAAGCAACUAUAAAUAUAGGCACCAUAGGUCAUGUGGCACAUGGGAAGUCAACAGUUGUGAAAGCAAUUUCUGGUGUUCAGACUGUUCGUUUUAAGAAUGAGUUGGAGCGCAACAUUACAAUUAAGCUUGGAUAUGCAAAUGCUAAGAUAUACAAGUGUGAAGAUGAACGGUGUCCCCGUCCUAUGUGCUACAAGGCAUAUGGAAGUGGAAAGGAAGAUAAUCCCAUGUGUGAUGUACCUGGAUUUGAAAAUUGUAAAAUGAAAUUGCUGAGACACGUCUCUUUUGUUGAUUGCCCGGGUCAUGAUAUUCUCAUGGCUACGAUGCUUAAUGGAGCAGCAAUUAUGGAUGGUGCGUUACUUCUCAUAGCUGCAAAUGAAAGCUGUCCCCAACCACAGACUUCUGAGCAUCUUGCUGCUGUUGAAAUUAUGCGUCUUCAGCAUAUCAUAAUUCUUCAAAAUAAAGUUGAUCUAAUUCAAGAAAAUGUAGCCAUCAACCAACAUGAGGCUAUCCAGAAAUUUAUUCAGGGAACUGUUGCUGAUGGUGCCCCAGUUGUACCGAUUUCUGCUCAGCUUAAGUACAAUAUAGAUGUUGUGUGCGAGUACAUUGUGAAAAAGAUUCCCAUUCCAGAGAGGAACUUCAUCUCACCACCUAAUAUGAUUGUCAUUCGCUCUUUUGACGUCAAUAAGCCUGGAUUUGAGGUUGAUGAGAUAAAAGGUGGUGUGGCUGGUGGAAGCAUCCUAAGGGGUGUUUUGAAGGUGAAUCAAUUUAUUGAAGUACGUCCUGGGAUUGUUGUUAAAGAUGAGACUGGGAAUAUCAAGUGCACACCAAUAUACACGAGAAUAGUUUCGCUGUAUGCUGAACAGAAUGAGCUACAGUUUGCUGUGCCUGGAGGUCUUAUUGGUGUUGGCACAACCAUGGACCCUACUUUAACUCGUGCUGAUCGGUUAGUGGGUCAGGUUCUUGGAGAUGUUGGGUCACUCCCUGAAGUUUUUGUUGAACUCGAGGUGAAUUUCUUUCUUCUUCGACGACUUAUUGGUGUUAGGACAAAGGGCUCAGAGAAGCAAGGAAAGGUCUCGAAGUUGGCAAAGGCAGAGAUUCUUAUGCUGAACAUAGGGUCUAUGUCGACUGGUGCUCGUGUUAUUGCUGUAAAGAAUGAUUUGGCAAAGCUGCAAUUGACAUCUCCUGUGUGCACUAGCAAGGGAGAGAAGAUUGCACUCAGCCGACGAGUUGAAAAGCAUUGGCGUCUAAUUGGGUGGGGCAUGAUUCAAGCUGGAACAACCCUUGAUGUUCCACCAUGCCCCCUAUAAGUGUGGAUAUUAAAAAAACAAGAAGAGCAGAGGAGAGAAUUAAGGUAAAGAACUACUUGGAGCAACAUUUGUCUAGUGGAUAACAGUAUAUUUUCUCACUGAUAUCUUAUUGUUUGGCAUUGAUUUAUUUUUUGUUUUUAACCUGAGUUUUGAACAUGAGUGACGUUGAUGACUGCAGCAGUCUCUUAGUUAAUUUGAUACUAAAAAUUUAGUUGAAAGAACUUUUGAAUGAAUUGAAUGCCUACUGUUGUCGAGUCUUUUCUCUUUUA
Messenger RNA from Jatropha curcas, 1894 nucleotides. RefSeq names its product eukaryotic translation initiation factor 2 subunit gamma. The record is from RefSeq and is a predicted model, not a curated record. Gene Ontology annotation, molecular function: GTPase activity; GTP binding; translation initiation factor activity. NCBI's taxonomy places the organism in Eukaryota, Viridiplantae, Streptophyta, Magnoliopsida, Malpighiales, Euphorbiaceae. Gene Ontology annotation, cellular component: eukaryotic translation initiation factor 2 complex; cytosol. Gene Ontology annotation, biological process: formation of translation preinitiation complex.